Messenger RNA from Andrographis paniculata, 1541 nucleotides. RefSeq names its product glycerophosphodiester phosphodiesterase GDPD1, chloroplastic. Gene Ontology annotation, biological process: glycerophospholipid catabolic process. The transcript is spliced from 6 exons. Lineage: Eukaryota; Viridiplantae; Streptophyta; Magnoliopsida; Lamiales; Acanthaceae. Bases 165 to 1406 code for a protein of 413 amino acids. The record is from RefSeq and is a predicted model, not a curated record. Gene Ontology annotation, molecular function: phosphoric diester hydrolase activity.
GGAGGGAAUAUUCGGGCGGGGAUGGAGAUCAUCCUUAAAUAAAUAGCCCAUCCAUCCAUGGCGCUAGAUCUGUCUAUGAUCCCUUCCCCAUCCCCACCCCCAAUCAACAAAUAAUUCCAACAAUUUGCCCUCCCUCAUCCUCCCUCCUUCUCCAAUCAUCACCCAUGGCUCUCAAAGCGGUUCACGUUUCCGACGUCCCUACUCUCGAUCACGUCCCCGACAAUAAUGCUCUUUACGCCUCCCGUUUCACCACGCCAGGUGUUGAGCUUGGCAGGGGGGCGUCCUUGAAGGAUCAUAAUAAUAAGAAGUUUCUGGUGAUCGGGCACAGAGGGAACGGGAUGAAUAUGUUGCAAUCAUCCGAUUUAAGAAUGAAGGCCGUUAAAGAAAACACUAUUCUCUCCUUUAAUACCGCCUCACAGUACCCCAUCGAUUUCAUUGAGUUUGACGUUCAGGUGACAAGCGAUGGGUGCCCCAUCAUUUUCCACGACAACUUCAUCUACACGGAAGAGAAAGUAGGGAGGACAAUAAUAUCCGGGAAGAGGGUUACGGAAUUAUCUUUAUCGGAGUUUCUUUGCUAUGGACCUCAGAGAGAAGAUGGAAGGGAGGGGAAAGCCCUGUGGAGGAAAAUGAAGGAUGGCAAAGUUGUGAAUUGGGCGGUUGAAAGAGAUGAUUGUGCGUGCACUCUGCAGGAGGCAUUUGAGAGGGUGAAUCCUGCUCUUGGGUUCAAUAUUGAACUGAAGUUUGAUGAUCACCUGGUUUACACACAAGACUAUUUGACGCAUGUCUUGGAAGCUGUACUGGAGAUUGUCUUGAAGCAUGCCAAGGAGAGGCCUGUUAUAUUUUCCAGUUUCCAACCAGAUGCUGCUCUGCUUGUGAGAAAACUUCAGAGCACGUACCCAGUGUAUUUCCUGACAAAUGGAGGAAACGAGGUAUACGAGGAUGGUAGGAGGAAUUCGUUGGAUGAAGCUAUCAAAGUGUGUUUGGAGGGUGGGUUGCAAGGGAUUGUUUCAGAAGUGCGUGGGAUCUUCAGAAGCCCAGGCAUGGUCAACAAAAUAAAAGAGGCCGGCAUCUCUCUGCUCACAUACGGCAAAUUGAAUAAUGUGGCGGAGGCUGUGUACAUACAACAUUUAAUGGGCAUCAAUGGGGUGAUUGUGGAUUUGGUGAAAGAAAUAAGUGACGCUGUAAGGAAGAUGGUGACUGAUGAAGAAGAAGAAGAAGAAGAAGAAGAACAAGUGAUAGAGAUAUUAUCGUCGUCAUCAUCAUCAUUGGAAGGGGAAGGAGAAGGAGAAGGAGAUGAUGAUGAUGAUGGACAGCCGAAGAAGAAGCAGCAGCAGCUGCAGCGGCCCCAAUUCUCACAGAGGGAGCUGUCAUUCUUGUUGAAGCUCAUACCUGAAUUACUGCAAUAGUUUAGUUUAGUUGAGAGUUGAGCUUAGCUGAGCUGAGCUGCUAAUGUAAUACCUACUACUCACUCAUACUACUAGAGACUAUAAUAUCUAAUCUCCAAUUCCUCAUUCUCUAUUAUUAAUUAAUUUAUUAAUUAA